GUGUGUGCCUGUAUUCCUAGCUUUUCCAGACACUGAGGCGGGAGGAUCCUUUGAGCCCAGGAGUUCAAGGCUGCAGUGAGCUCUCCAACCUGGUGACAGAGUGAGACCUCGUCUAUUGAGAAAUAUAUAUCUGCUGAUAAAUAUGUCCACAAUUUAGACCACACUUAGACACUGAAGUUAUUACCAGCUCCUUCAUACGCACAUGCCUUAACUCUCUCUUGCCUUCGUGCAUUCCUUCACUUCAUUCAUUCGCUUAACUUCCAUCCAGCAGAUAUCUGCCAAGCACCAGCUCUGUGCCAGACACUGAAGUUGGGGGUGCCAAGGACACCUUUACCAACCGGACAGACACUGCCCCGCACUCCUGGCUCUGUGGCUUUCCUAGGAGCCCAUGUCCCUCCAGCAAAUGUUUUGUUUUUAUUUUUAUUUAUUUAUUUAUUUUGAGACAGAGUCUUGCUCUGUUGCCCAGACUGGAGUGCAAAGGUGUGAUCUUGGCCUCCUGGGUUCAAGCAAUUCUCCAGCCUCAGCCUCCCGAUUAGCUGGGAUUACAGGUGUGCACCACUAUGCCUCGCUAAUUUUUAUAUUUCUACAAAAUACAAAAGUCCAUGGCCCCACGUGUUCGUUUAGUAAGUGUCCAUUUAUUGAUUGCAUCUUUAUUCACUCUUUUUCUUAAUGUCCUUAUUCAUUCAUUCAUCCAUCCCUUGCUCAUCUCACUGACACAUCCAUUCAGUCUUCAUAUAUGUUUUCAUUCCUUUAUUCUCCAAGCAUCCUGAAAGUACCCACUCUACACCACGCCAGGGUUAGAUGCUGGGAUUCUGGCCCAGCCCACCACCCUGCCAAGCCCAUGGGGGCGCAGAUGGUGAGGACAUAGUGGUAACUACUUCAACAGUUAUUGGGAUUCAGAGCUGGAGGAGCACCAAGAAGGGAGCAGUUCACUUCCUGGAGGUGGGGGGUGGGAGGGGCAAUCUGAGAAGAAUUCUUAGAGGAAGUAGCAUUUUGGCCAAGUUGAGAAGCCUGUGUGAGAGUUCUCUAGGGAGGAAAAAAUGCUUCAUUUUGUAGACAGAAGUCUUUGUUCUGUGGAGUGUUUGGAGAAAAGUGAGAUACUGGUUUGCUAACAUGUGUGGUGCUCGUGAGUUUGUGUGCCUGGCCCCACCCAGGUCAAGCCAUCCCCAGGUUCCAAUGACAGACCUGGGCCACUAAGGAUCCUUAAUUCCACCCUGAGCUCCUAGAAGACCACCCACUAUCAGGCAGCCAGGAAUGACCUUUGGAGAACAAACACGUCACCCUCCAGAGACUGGCCUUAAGAGAUCCAAAUAUCAAAUGAAGCUUGCAGAGUGUCCCACCUUGGGAAGGAAUGCUGAACAAUUGAUUGACACCCUUGUUGCCACCAGCCAGACUACCAGGAGAUUGUCAGAAAUGGAGGAGGGGGGACCAGACCCAAGGACGCGCCCGGACAAAGCGGGAGGCGAGGAGUGCUGAUGGAGAGGACGUGCCGAGAGCAUCGGCAGGGCUGCUUGGUGGCACGAAGACGCCCGCGGGGACAAGAGAAGUCGGCUACGGCCAGGUUCCUCAGGCACGGAGGGCCACCUCCCCUCCAGGGACGUGAGCAUCUAGCUGCACUGAUUUGUUGUUCAGGAACAGGAAAUGAAACCCCGCAGCUUUGAUUACAAUAACCCACGUCAGCCUCAGGCUCAUGAAUAUUCAGCAGGCUGCUUCCGGCUCGCAACCCCCCUUCCCCAUCUGCGCAGACUGCGUGUGCGUCGCCGGCGCGCGGCUCUGUCGUCAUACUUGCGCGCCGCCGCCGCUGCCGCUCCUCGGGGAAACUGGAAGGCUGGCAUGGCGAGCUCCGCCGCCUCCUCCGUGCGACCGCCGAGGCCCAAGAAAGAGCCGCAGACGCUCGUCAUCCCCAAGAAUGCCGCGGAGGAGCAGAAGCUUAAGCUGGAGCGGCUCAUGAAGAACCCGGACAAAGCAGUUCCAAUUCCGGAGAAAAUUAGUGAAUGGGCACCUCGACCUCCCCCAGAAUUUGUCCGAGAUGUAAUGGGUUCAAGUGCUGGGGCCGGCAGUGGAGAGUUCCACGUGUACAGACAUCUGCGCCGGAGAGAAUAUCAGCGACAGGACUACAUGGAUGCCAUGGCUGAGAAGCAAAAAUUGGAUGCAGAGUUUCAGAAGAGACUGGAAAAGAACAAAAUUGCUGCAGAGGAGCAGACUGCAAAGCGCCGGAAGAAGCGCCAGAAGUUAAAAGAGAAGAAAUUACUGGCAAAGAAGAUGAAACUUGAACAGAAGAAACAAGAAGGACCCGGUCAGCCCCAGGAGCAGGGGUCCAGCAGCUCUGCAGAGGCAUCUGGAACGGAGGAGGAGGAGGAGGUGCCCAGUUUCAUCAUGGGGCGAUGACAGUGUUUGCCACAGCUGCUGCCUGGAACCCGGCUCGUGCUGUGACCAGAAAGGAAAGGUGGCUGUUUGGCUCUUUCUUCCCUUCAAGGACCCGCUGACCCACUGGAUGGAGAGCAAAGGAGACCCCUCCCGAGCCGCUCACAGUCCUGCUUUCGGCAGGGUUGGGAGCCUAAGGGGCCAUCUCCCUGACACACAAAGGCACUGCCUUGCAGAUGCCAUCCAUGUUCCUGGUAAACGGGGACAGAGAGCCUCACCUUGUCACAUAUUUGAACAGUGAUGAGUUUGGGGCUGGUUUCUGGGAAGGGAGCGUUUAUUUAGUAAAGAGCAGAACACCCUUGCAUUUUGCUGGGACGUGUGGACCCUGAGUCACAAACACUCUGGAGAAGGCUGUGAGAUGCCACCAUUCCCAUGGGGACUGAACCCCGUUAUGUGGACCUGGUCCCAGGCUCAUUGAGGAGAUGGCCUCGGCUGUCGGGCUGGUCCAUGUUGCCCACCCCCUCCAGUGGGAAGUGGGGACCACGCCGCAGAGGGUCUGCUCCCACUGCAGCUCCUGGUGCCCUGUGUGUUCUGGGAAGCCCUGGGUGUGCACAGGGAGGCCCGGGCCAGGGAUUUCACCAGGGGCUGGGUCACAAGGGUACGGGGUGUGUGGAAAGGGCUGUGGGGGAAGAGCUGGUGACCAGAAAGUGAGCAGGUGGAGAAUGCAAGCUGGACUGAGCCAGAGCAGAGGGUAGGGGAUUCCCAGCCAGACGGGGGUUCUCUUGCUGACAGCUGCAUUUUCAUCCCGAAGUGGAAGGGGGUCUAAACAGAAUGGGCUGAGAGAGGAGGGACUCGGUCAAGUGGGUGGAGCUCCUCCUUGCGUGACUGCAACCGUCAGGGCUUUCCUCCAGGUCAUAGCAGUUGGGACCAGCGGGGAGAAGAGAGGCAGAACUGCUGUGUCCUCAGGUGGCGCAGCCCCAAACUGGCAUCCAGGAGGCACUGGGCCCGUGCAGAGAGACGGCACCUGCAGAGAGCAGGGCAGCCCGGCACAGAGGCGUGUGCCUGGAAUCCCAGCUGCUCGGAAGGCCAAGGCGGGAGGACCGCUGGAGUCCAGGGAUUCAAGGCCAACCUGGGCAAUAGAGCGAGACCCUGUCUCUUAAAAACCGAUGAUGCUGGUGAACACAGAGGGCGGGGCACUGUGCUGGGAGCCAGGGUGCCUGGGAGGAGCCGAGACCAGCCUUUGACCUCGGUGUUUUGAGGCCAACAGGGACGACAGAGACGGUUUCUAGUUAGAGCCUUGGCUCCAUUUUUGGAUGAUUUAGCCCCGAGUUCCUGAGUCUAUUUUGUGCCCUUUACAUACUUUGAUAGAAUUAAGGAAAUAAUGGUUUUGAGUGAAGGGAAAGGAAACCCAGAAACAUUUUCUGUUGCUUUUACUUCUGUAGUGUAGAUUUCCCUGGCCCCUCUCUGAGCCCUGUAACAUCUGUGAUAGCUUCUGUCCCCUCAUCGGUUCAUGUCACAGGGAUUUUUCUUUCCCAGGAAUCAGACACGGAGAGUCAGCCCUAAAUAAAUGAGCACAUGCCCUGGCUGUACAUUUUGAAA
Molecule: messenger RNA, 3963 nt
Organism: Piliocolobus tephrosceles (Ugandan red Colobus)
Lineage: Eukaryota; Metazoa; Chordata; Mammalia; Primates; Cercopithecidae
Gene: PRKRIP1
Product: PRKR interacting protein 1
Exons: 8
Coding region: 1642-2388 (248 amino acids)
Biological process (GO): negative regulation of protein kinase activity
Cellular component (GO): nucleolus
Molecular function (GO): protein kinase inhibitor activity; protein kinase binding; double-stranded RNA binding
Source: RefSeq, a predicted model, not a curated record